Messenger RNA from Oncorhynchus gorbuscha (pink salmon), 318 nucleotides. Its product is annotated as C-X-C motif chemokine 11-1-like. The record is from RefSeq and is a predicted model, not a curated record. Gene Ontology annotation, biological process: cellular response to lipopolysaccharide; antimicrobial humoral immune response mediated by antimicrobial peptide; neutrophil chemotaxis. Gene Ontology annotation, molecular function: chemokine activity; CXCR chemokine receptor binding. Gene Ontology annotation, cellular component: extracellular region. The coding region runs from base 1 to 303 and encodes 100 amino acids. Lineage: Eukaryota; Metazoa; Chordata; Actinopteri; Salmoniformes; Salmonidae. The transcript has 4 exons.
AUGACCAACACGAUGACAUCAACGGUCCUCAUCAGCUUCCUGGCCUGUCUGCUCCUGGCCAAUGUUGAAGGCCAGGUGGGUCAUUCUAAAGCUCGGUGCCAGUGUCUGAAUGGACUGGUGAACCACGUUAAACCUCUUCACAUUGAGAAGCUCGAGGUGUACACCUCCAGCCACUCCUGCAGGAACAUGGAGAUCAUUGUCACUCUGAAGAACGGAGAAGGGAAGAAGUGUCUGAAUCCAGAGGCUCCAUUUGCCAAGAAAACCAUUGAGAAAAUAAUGAAAAACCGAAGGAGUGUGCAGUGAAAUGAAUGACACCAG